GCCAACUUUUUUUAGUAACGCGAAUGGCCAAAUAAACUGCAUCUCUUUUUGUCAACAAACAUGUCGCUGAUUAAAAAUUUGGUUAAAGAAACGGAAAACAAGCCGCGAAAGAAAAAAAAGAAUGGAGACUCAGACGGCAGUGAUUCUGGGGAAAAAGAAAAGCCAGUGGGACCGUUUCUCAAAUCAGCGACAGACCUGCAACGGCUAAAACUAGAAAAGCUGAUGAAAAAUCCUGAGAAGCCAGUUAUCAUACCAGAGCAACGACGUGAACGGGACUACAUGUCCUCGGUACCCACGUUUGUACGGAAUGUGAUGGGUAGCAGUGCUGGCGCCGGAUCCGGAGAGUUUCACGUCUAUCGCCAUUUGCGACGCAAGGAAUACGCGCGCCAGAAGAAUAUACAAAACCAGAGUUUACGCGAGGCCGCCGACGAUGCCUUUCAACAGAAAUUAGAUGAUAAUAAGCGACUUGCCGAGGAGCGCACAGCCAAGAAGCGUGCAAAGCGUUUAAAGAAGAAGCAGCGUGCCAAACGACCCCGUGAACAAAAGUCCAAUGGAGAUACGAAGCCAGAGAGUGAGUCCAGUGGAAGUGCAUCGGAGGCAGAACCAGAGAAAACAGCUGCACCUGACAUUGUGGAAAGCAAAGAUAAGGAGACAGAAGAUGAAAAGACAGAUCCGCCAGCAACAAAUGCGGAACCUGCAACUGAAACUGAUGCAGUGCAGCAAGAAUCUUGACUUAAUUCAUUUAAUCUUUCAGCAAAUGAAAAUAAAUAUAGCUUAUGGUUUAUUAGUGAAACAA
Molecule: messenger RNA, 796 nt
Organism: Drosophila innubila
Lineage: Eukaryota; Metazoa; Arthropoda; Insecta; Diptera; Drosophilidae
Product: PRKR-interacting protein 1 homolog
Exons: 2
Coding region: 61-732 (223 amino acids)
Biological process (GO): negative regulation of protein kinase activity
Cellular component (GO): nucleolus
Molecular function (GO): double-stranded RNA binding; protein kinase binding; protein kinase inhibitor activity
Source: RefSeq, a predicted model, not a curated record